Messenger RNA from Fusarium poae, 360 nucleotides. RefSeq lists its product as uncharacterized. The record is from RefSeq and is a predicted model, not a curated record. Lineage: Eukaryota; Fungi; Ascomycota; Sordariomycetes; Hypocreales; Nectriaceae. The transcript has 3 exons. Bases 1 to 360 code for a protein of 119 amino acids.
AUGUCUGAUGCCAACAACCACUCCGGAGUUGACCAGCCGUUGAGCGAGGAGACCCGCGAAGAUCUCCGUCGAAUGACCCUUGGUCUAACAAACCAAAGAACCAUAGAAACACUCACACGAACCGCAAUGAUGGCCAAGUUCAAGCGCCAGAGUUUGCGUGCUCUUCGCGAAGACAACAUGGAUCACUGUGAGGCUGAGAAGCAAACGCCGACCGAGAAGAAGAAUGGACAUAGCCAGCAGAAGGCCACCACCGCCAAGGCCGUCGAUGAGCAUGCCAACAAGGAGCAUAUCUCCCAGGGCAAUUUCAACGAUGGAGGUACCGAGCCUGACAGGACUGCCCCAGAGAUACCCCUGUUCUAA